AUGUCUGGACGCGGCAAACAGGGUGGCAAGGCUCGCGCCAAGGCCAAGACCCGCUCCUCCCGGGCCGGCCUGCAGUUCCCCGUGGGCCGCGUGCACCGCCUGCUCCGCAAGGGCAACUACUCGGAGCGGGUGGGCGCCGGCGCCCCGGUGUACCUGGCGGCCGUGCUGGAGUACCUGACGGCCGAGAUCCUGGAGCUGGCGGGCAACGCGGCCCGCGACAACAAGAAGACGCGCAUCAUCCCGCGCCACCUGCAGCUGGCCAUCCGCAACGACGAGGAGCUCAACAAGCUGCUGGGCCGCGUGACCAUCGCGCAGGGCGGCGUCCUGCCCAACAUCCAGGCGGUGCUGCUGCCCAAGAAGACCGAGAAAAGCAACUCCAGAAAGGUUUAACUAGAGUUAUAUAUUAUCUGAAAACAAUGGGGAUGGAGAAGUGGCUGAGUUAAGAACAAUUGCUGGUCCUGUCAGAGGUUUAUAGUUUAACUCCUAGAUAACAUCAGCUUCCAGGGUAGGGGUGGGUGUCACUCAUGCUAUUCUGGCGUCCCGGGCACUGGCACAGAGACACCAAAUUUACACAGGAAUUGAAAAAAUGAAAUAAAGGGCAGAGAGCAACUAGAAUUGAAGGCCUUAGUCUCGCUGCCAUCCCACAGGUUGAGUAUCCAAUACCUGUUAAUGUCCUGCACCUAACUACG
Arvicanthis niloticus (Nile rat) is the source of this 689-nucleotide messenger RNA. The record is from RefSeq and is a predicted model, not a curated record. NCBI's taxonomy places the organism in Eukaryota, Metazoa, Chordata, Mammalia, Rodentia, Muridae.